Hyaloscypha bicolor E is the source of this 1047-nucleotide messenger RNA. Its product is annotated as DUF1751-domain-containing protein. The record is from RefSeq and is a predicted model, not a curated record. Gene Ontology annotation, biological process: retrograde vesicle-mediated transport, Golgi to endoplasmic reticulum. Gene Ontology annotation, cellular component: membrane; Golgi apparatus. Lineage: Eukaryota; Fungi; Ascomycota; Leotiomycetes; Helotiales; Hyaloscyphaceae. The transcript is spliced from 2 exons. The annotation marks the transcript as partial.
AUGCCUCCUAGACUGAACAUCCCACCCAUCACGCGUCUCCUCCUCAUUGCCCUUGUGGCGCAGUCUCUCCUGAGUUUUGCAAUCCGCUACCGGCAAUGGACGGAGGAGUCUGACGUCGUCGUUCCAUACCUCGUUCUAGUACCGCAACUAUCUCUGAUAUAUCCUUGGACCUUCCUCACCACAACUCUGGUGGAGAACAAUGUCUUCACGCUGGGAAUCUCUGGCGCUACAAUCUACUAUGGAGGGAGGUAUCUUGAGAGAGCGUGGACGUCAGCAGAGUUUGGAAAGUUUCUCCUAGUUGCUGCGCUGAUCCCUAAUUUGGCUUGCUUUGGGGCCUUGGUGAUUUUAUUUGCAAUUACUGGGGAUAUGAGCUGGACGUUAAUGACUAUCAACGGCACCAUAUCUUUACAAAUAUCCUUCCUUGUCGCCUUCUCACAACUCGUACCCGCACAUACCGUUACGCUGUUCCGCGGCAUUGUUUCACUCCGAGUUCCUCGAUUCCCCCUCCUCCAUAUCCUCGGCGUCUUUCUGCUAUCCCUCACUCCCAUCCUGAGUGCUGCCAGUUUCUUCCUGGUCACGAAUGCAUUCUUGACUAGCUGGACAUAUCUGCGGUUCUAUAAGCCUGCUUUCCCAGACCUCGAAACUUCCCAACCAGCUUCAUUGCGAGGAGAUGCUAGCGAAACUUUUGCUUUCGCCGAAUUCUUCCCCGACCCAGUGAAGCCAUUCGUUUCCGUCUUCUCGAACCAGGUUUAUAACAUCCUUGUGUCACUGCGCAUAUGUACACCGUUCUCAGCCGCAGACGUAUCAGCAUCUCGAGGUGAUACCUUUAUCCAGCGAGGUGCUCCAGGAGGGGCACGAGCAGAAGCAGAGAGGAGGCGGGCUUUGGCAUUGAAGGCUUUAGAUCAGAGGUUACACGCUGCGACAGCAGGACCUGCGAAGACUCAAACUCCACCGCCAACUCAAGCCGGGCCUAGUGUGCAAAUACAACCUCAGCCAAAUGUUCAGACACCAUCUGCCAUGCUUGGAGAGACGACUUAUGUACCUGAA